Molecule: messenger RNA, 633 nt
Organism: Lactuca saligna
Lineage: Eukaryota; Viridiplantae; Streptophyta; Magnoliopsida; Asterales; Asteraceae
Source: the annotation of a GenBank genome assembly
AUGGUGGAAACUCGGGAUUCUUUGCUAAAUGUUUCAAUUCGUCAAAAUCUUUUUGAAAAGCUUCAGCCGAUAGAUCCGAAGGUUAAUGAAGCUUCAGGAUCUAAAGGGAAAGAAAAGAUAAUUGAUGAUGAUGAAGAAAAAGAAGAAGUUCUUUUGGAUGGUGAAAAGCUUAUUCGAAAGAAUUUAGACAAGGUGCUUGAUGAUCUUCUAAUUCUUUGCAAGGAAUUAGAAGCAAAGGAAGCAGAAGCUAGAGUUGUGAAAGUUACUCUUGCGAAUCAGAUGUCAUUGUUUCCUCCAUGGACCCUUGAACGAAUUCAGAAGGAAGCGAUCGAGUACAAAAUAUGGAGCUUAAAGAAGUUGGUCGUUGUGAAAGUUUAUGCUCCUUUUCCAAUAGAACACUUCAAAAAUGUCAAAUUUAGGGGUUUUCGAGGAGCAGAUCGCAAAGAAGAGGACUUCACACUUGCUGAUCUUCCAUUUGCAAAAUUGGAUGUGGAAAUCGCUUUUAUAUUGAGGAAAAGACCUAUUGUGAAUCCAAAAGAAGAAACAAAGAAUUUUCAAAAGAAGGAGUUGGGAAAGAUUAAGAAAGUAGAUUGGAGUGUGGUAUAUCAAAGGAAUGAGGGUGACAAAGUUUAG